Messenger RNA from Coturnix japonica (Japanese quail), 1067 nucleotides. RefSeq names its product 6-phosphogluconolactonase (gene PGLS). Gene Ontology annotation, biological process: pentose-phosphate shunt; carbohydrate metabolic process. The record is from RefSeq and is a predicted model, not a curated record. Gene Ontology annotation, molecular function: 6-phosphogluconolactonase activity. NCBI's taxonomy places the organism in Eukaryota, Metazoa, Chordata, Aves, Galliformes, Phasianidae.
CCCCACUUCCGCCUUGUGCCGCUCCUUUUCCGGUGUCCGCCAUGUUGGGCCGCAUCUCGGUGUUCCCGUCCCCUCAGGAGCUCGGUUCGGCCUUAGCGCAGCUCAUCGUGCAACGAGCGGCCCAAAGCGGCGGCCGCUUCACGUUGGGUCUGUCCGGAGGGAGCUUGGUUGGACUCCUGGCUCGGGAGCUGCCAUCAGCCGCUUCUACCGGUACCGGAACCGGAGCGGGCCCGUGGUUUGUGGCCUUUUGCGACGAGCGGCUGGUUCCCCCCGAGCACCCGGAGAGCACGUUCGGGUCGUACCGGGACCGGCUGUUCCUGCGGCUCCCGGAGCCGAAACCGACGGUUCUGGGUGUCGAUACCGGGCUCAGUGCGGACGAGGCGGCCCGGGAUUAUGCGGAGAGACUGCGGGAGGCCUUCCAUGGUGAUGCUGUGCCCGUCUUCGAUCUGCUGCUCCUGGGUGUGGGGCCGGACGGCCAUACCUGCUCCCUAUUCCCCAACCACCCCCUGCUGCAGGAAAAAGAGAAAAUCGUGGCCGCCAUCACUGAUUCCCCGAAGCCGCCCCCGGAGCGCAUCACGUUGACCCUCCCGGUGUUGAACGCGGCGCGGACGGUGGUUUUCAUUGCCACUGGGGAGGGCAAAGCUGCAGUAAUAAAGCGCAUCUUGGAAGGCAAUGAGGACAACUCCCUCCCCGCCGCCCUUGUCCGGCCUCACACGGGGCAGCUCCUUUGGUUCCUGGACGAGGCAGCAGCCAAAGAGCUGACGGUGCCCUUUGAGAAGCAUUCCAUCCUUUAGGACCAAACCCUGGGCUGAUAUAUUGGGGUUAUCAGUGGCUGCAGCGCCCACCCGGAGCCUCCACGCGGUGCUGUGGGUCGAGGACUCCACGUGGGGCAGCAGCUGGUUAUGAGGAGCAAUGUGGUGCUUUGCUUGGAGCACAGAUGAGGUCAUUGGCUUCGGUUCGGUGCCGGGCUGUGAAGUGGGAGCAAUGUGAGGUGGUGGUCUCGUGUGUUGUGAAUGGGUGGCUGUGAUGUGUCGAGGAGCACGUAGUAUUAAACAUAGAGAUCUCAG